AUCUCAGAGCUAUGUGAGAGAAACAAAGGGACAAGCCAAUUAGACGAUUAUGUACUACCAACCCCUCAAUUGAGAAACCCCGCAUCCCCGGUAGCUCGGAUAGAUACAUACUGCGGGAGCUAUCCCGGCCUCGAGACGGGAGCUCCUCCAUCUGCCCCCUCCUGAUUACCUCUCUCUGCCUUGUAUCAGCUCCACGGUCGUCGAGACGAAGAGAGAUCUGCAACGGAUUUAUCGGCUUUGUGGCAUCUCUGGGUAUUCCUGUGCGUUUGGCCUACCCUCUCUUACGGUGAACAAUCUUGCCCGCUUCCAGCUCCGUAAUCAUUACGAGUCCAUUACGAGGCCUAAGCAUCGACAUCGUCAGCCUUCGAUAGCUACUCAUUCACCUAUUCGCAAUCCUACCCCUUCGUACGCUAGCAUAAAGACGUCGGCUACCCGUUGCGAGGAGGUUCAGAACUGUUUCCCCCCAACCAAUCCGUCCCAAUGUCUCUCUUCGGCACAUCUCCGACGGAAGAGUCUCCACCGAUGGAGACUCCCAACCGCGGCCGCUCGCGCUCCUCACUCUUCGACGACGAGGCCAACGCGACUAAACCGACAUCGAGUGCGCUCUUCCAGGACGACGAUAGCAGCGGUGGCUCUCCGUGGGACAUGCCUUCUCCCCGGAAGCAACAGACCCGCGCCAAUGUCCUCCGAAACCUCAUCCCUGCGACAGACGCCCCGGAUAGCUACCUCGACACCUUCGACACUAUAGUUCGUGAAGAUGGCGCCGGCGCCGGCCGGGCUACCGCUGGUGGUGUUGCGCGGGUAUUGGCAGCUGCACACCUCAGCGCCGACGAUCAGGCCCGAAUCAUGGGUUUUGUAGCGCCCGGCGGGGUUGGCGGCGACUUCGGACUCGGCAGGGACGAAUUCAAUGUCAUGUUAGCGCUCGUCGGCCUCGCCCAGGAAGGCGAAACCGUCAGCCUCGAUGGCGUCGAUGAGCGUCGGCGAAGUGAGUACCUGCCCAUGCGUCACAUCCUCCCCAUCAUUCCCUUAUCUUAUCUUGCGGAUCGACCGACCUCUCAGAGCGAUCUGGGAGCUUUGUCGUUACUUGAUUUCCAUUAAUUCA
Messenger RNA from Phialemonium atrogriseum, 1102 nucleotides. RefSeq names its product putative sorting nexin mvp-1. Gene Ontology annotation, molecular function: phosphatidylinositol-3-phosphate binding. Gene Ontology annotation, cellular component: endosome. Lineage: Eukaryota; Fungi; Ascomycota; Sordariomycetes; Cephalothecales; Cephalothecaceae. The transcript has a single exon. Bases 481 to 1098 code for a protein of 205 amino acids. The record is from RefSeq and is a predicted model, not a curated record. Gene Ontology annotation, biological process: protein targeting to vacuole; retrograde transport, endosome to Golgi.